Molecule: messenger RNA, 1562 nt
Organism: Ananas comosus (pineapple)
Lineage: Eukaryota; Viridiplantae; Streptophyta; Magnoliopsida; Poales; Bromeliaceae
Exons: 3
Coding region: 155-1390 (411 amino acids)
Source: RefSeq, a predicted model, not a curated record
CUCAUUCUGAGAGAGAGAGAGAGAGAGAGAGAGAGAGAGAGAGAACUCGGUCGCGCCGCGUGCGUGCAUGGCAGGGACGAGGGGGAGGUGGUGGUGGUACGUAGGUCCCAAUCCCUCCUCCUCUCGCCAUUAAUCUCAUCUCAUAUCAUAUCACAUGAGGAAGCUAUGUCCCAACUUCGACCGCGAGGACGGCCUCGACACCGUCCUCGAGGUCCCCAUCCCCGACGAGAUGUUCGCCGCCGCCGCAGCCUCCGGCGGGGGCGGCGGCUGCGGCGGCGAACGCGGCGCGCGGUCGCUGCAGAAUCUGAGGGCGUGGCUCAAGGCGCAGGCGUUCGACAGGGCCUCCGUUGCCGACGGCGGCUGCGGCGGUGGCGGUGGCGGAGGCAACGGCGUCCAGAUCUCGGGCCGCACCGCCGAGCUGCAGCUGCUCCUUAACGUCGUCGGCUCGCCGCUCAUUCCCUGCCCCGUCCCCCACGACCGCGCCUUCAGCCGCUCCAUCCGCGACUGCUCCAUCCAAGCAUCGACGGCGAAGUACAUAAUCCAGCAGUACAUCGCGGCGACGGGGGGCCAGGCGGCGCUGCAGGCGGCGACCAGCAUGUACGCCGUGGGGAAGGUGCGGAUGUGCGCGUCGGAGUUCCACGUUGGCGACGAGAACUCGCCGCAGCAGCCGGCCGCCGCCGGCAAGCUGGGCGGCGGCGAGAUCGGCGGCUACGUGCUGUGGCAGAAGAGCCCCGAGCUGUGGUACUUCGAGCUCAUCAUGGCCGGAUACAAGAUGAGCGCCGGCUGCGACGGCAAGCUCGCCUGGCGCCAAUCCGCCUUGGAGCAAUCGCACGCCUCCCGCGGCCCUCCCCGCCCCCUCCGUCGCUCCCUCCAGGGGUUGGACCCGCGUUCGACGGCGAACCUCUUCUCGGACGCGGUGUGCAUCGGGGAGCGGAUCACGAGCGGGGAGGAGUGCUUCAUCCUGAAGCUGGAGGCAAACCCGGCGACGCUGAAGGCGCGGAGCGCGGCGGCCUUCGACAUCAUACACCACACGAUAUGGGGGUACUUCAGCCAGCGCACGGGGCUGCUGAUCCAGCUGGAGGACUCGCACCUCCUGCGCAUGAAAUCGGGGCACCGCCGGCGCGGCGAGAGCAUCUUCUGGGAGACGUCGAUGGAGUCGACGAUCCAGGACUACCGCUACGUGGGCGGCGUCAACAUCGCGCACGCCGGGCGCACGAACAUCACGCUGUUCCGGUACGGCGAGGGGUCCGUCAACCACAAGCGCAAGAUGGAGGAGACGUGGACGAUCGAGGAGGUCGACUUCGACGUCUGGGGGCUGACUGCCGACUACUUCCUGCCGCCGGCAGACCUCAAGAAGGAGCAGGAUGGCAAUGCCGACGAUCAGCAGUAGCACCUGCAGGCCUGCAGCAGCAAUCUAGGGACCUGUUUUGUUUAACCGGUAGAGCUUAUGUUAUUGUAUGAUUUUUUUUUUCUUUUCUUUUUUCUGUUCUUUGAGAUUGAUUAAUUCUUUUGAGUGGAAUUGAGAGGGAAAGUUAAAAGAGUUUUGAAGAGAAUGAAUUACA